AUGCAGCCAGCACACCAACCAUGGAAAGUGCCCAAGGUGGCUCAAACCCUGAGAAAGAUCACAAGAUCUCCGCCCCGUACGGGAAGAGAUCUCGAUCAGCUUACCAGCUCCGAUGACGAUGAAUACGUUCGUGCUUUCAAAAAACCACCAGCCAUCAAACCGGAGACCACUGCAAAAUCCAGCAAGAAGACCAGCAGUUUGAGCGGCUACCACUUCAAUGAGCAACCAAGGGCUAAGAACAGAGCGAAAUCUAGUAGUGACGCCAAUGAUGGAAAGGAUGAUGGUGUCUCGAAGGCCGACAGAGAGGGGCACCCGCUUGUCGGACGAUUCUGCCCACUGAUGCUUGUUACAAAGUUCUGCUAUAAGUAUAUGGAUGAUCCGAAUGACCGUGUCUCAAGACAUUUCUUCGCGUCCGGGAAGAUCUGGAAUAGGACAUGGGAUAUAUAUUACAUAUAUCCGCCCGCUUCACUCUUUGCGAAGCCCCUUCUUUUAGUGCCAGAGGUACAGGUACAGGCGUUACUUGACGAGAUAAAUUCCACGUUCCGCAUCUCCAUCAAGCUACCACGAGAUCCGUUUCUGCUAGCAUUCUAUCAAGACGGAACACCAGCUCCGACACUUUUAGGUACCUCCCAAAGUCGCGACGCUGUUGGGAAGAUGGAACAGGAGAUUCCUCCUCCUGCCGAGAACCAUGGCGAGUCUCCUCCUGCCGCCAGCCCGCAAAUAGAGCGAUCUUUUGAGCGUUUCAAAAAGAAGAUGGAGCGUGCUGCGGCUGUAGCCAAGAAGAAGAACGCUGCCAUUAAGAAGGCCAAAACCAAGGACCGAUUAGCAGCGCAUGUAAGAUCCUGUGAAGCGCUCAGGCGAGGCCAGCGGUAUCUAGGUCUUCGCCCAGUUGAUCGCAAGGGCGGAUUGCCCCUACCUGACCCUUCCCUCUCAUGGGACGAACAGCAAAAAUUCGAGAGAGAGCAGAAGAUCAAACAUGGACACAUUCUCGAACCACUAGACAUCGAGAACCCGGCACCGCAUCCUUUCGAUCGGGACGUUGUCUUCGUCUCGAUUGAUGUUGAAGCAUUCGAAAGAGACCAUAGUCUCAUCACUGAAGUGGGCAUUAGCACCCUGGACACUGCCGAUAUCAAAUCUCUUGCUCCUAGCCAGGGUGGCGCCAAUUGGAUGGAGCAUAUCAGAUCCCGGCAUUUUCGCAUCACAGACCAUGAGCAUUUGAGGAACACGACCUUCUGCACUGGUAACCCAGAGAAGUUUCAGUUCGGUCGUAGCGAGUUUGUCAGCAUGAAGGAGGUUGGGCAACUGGUGGACUCGUGCUUUGCGCCACCAUAUUCAACUGAUUUCGUUCAUGAUGGGAAGUUUAAGCCCCAAGACAGUACCCGUGUGCAAAGCAUGCCACUUCUUGACCAGCUGCAAAGCGUCUCACUAGAGGCAGACAAAUCUGCUCAAGAGCGUGUGCCGGGCCAGCAGACUUCGAGCAAUGCUGUUGAUGGGCAAGGCACAGCGAAUGCAGAACAAAAGCUGGCCAAAAAAGCGACUUCUUCUGGCAUUAUUACAUCUCCCGAGGAUCGAGAGGCCUCAGAAUAUGAUCUGGACACGACUUCUGUAAGGACGGGUCCAACAGAAGAUGCUAUCAUCUCCCCAACCCCGACCUCUCCUCGACAAAAGACGAAGUACCGCAACAUAGUCCUCGUCGGCCACGACCUAGACUCCGACCUCCAAUACCUCUCCACUCUCCAAUCCAGCAUCUUCCACAAACCUCCCAUCCCCACUUACCCACAACCCCUCGAACGCGAAUCCCGCCUUCGCCAACACAUUCUCGAGAGCCUCGACACCGCCCUCCUCUACCAAGUUUGGAAACGCGAAACCAACAUCACGAGCCUAGCUAAAGCACUGGUAGGGGUGGAGAGGACGGGGUGGGAAUUGCACAAUGGCGGGAAUGAUGCGAGGUAUACUAUGGAGGUCUUGGUUGGAGUUCUGGUGAGGAGUCGAGUGGAGGAGGGAGACGUAAGCAAGGUGGCUUCAUCAGACUGCAAGAGCGGCAAUGGUAAAGGUGGUAAGCACUCAGGAGAAAUACAAGCAGAAGAAGAGAAACUCGCUCGCACGAUACGCGAGAGACAAGAGGCUGUUGAGAAGGAAGAGAGAGAAAAUGCCGCGUUGUGGAGACAUGCUAUUGGGCCGUACGGAGAAGAGGUUGAUGAAAAGAUAUUGCCGGAUCCUUACCAGUCCGCUCAGCUUGAUGGGACAAGAGACCCAAAUCUCGCAGUGCACUCCGCCGCUGAUCAAUAUAUCCCAGGCAAUGUAUCAGCAUCAGCAUCAGCGUCAGCGUCAGCGUCAGCUUAUGCAAUUCACACUUCUCAUGAGAUUGGAGAAGCAUACCCCUGGUCAUCCUGCCCUCAAGCAAGUCGCGAUGGUGGCGAGCCGCGGGGCUUUGAGAUGCCAGUACCGAAAGGCGAGAAAUGGAAGCCUUCUACGCGGCGGAGGGAGGAGCUGUUGAGGUUACAAGGCGAAGGGGAGAUCGGGCCUCCUUGUGAUUGGGGUGUUGGUGGCCGGGAUGGGUGGUGA
Messenger RNA from Endocarpon pusillum Z07020, 2565 nucleotides. RefSeq lists its product as uncharacterized. The record is from RefSeq and is a predicted model, not a curated record. The transcript is spliced from 2 exons. Gene Ontology annotation, cellular component: nucleus. NCBI's taxonomy places the organism in Eukaryota, Fungi, Ascomycota, Eurotiomycetes, Verrucariales, Verrucariaceae. Bases 1 to 2565 code for a protein of 854 amino acids.